AUGCGGAUCGAGCACGUCGAGAUCGGGGCGGGAGGCGUGUACGAGCAAUCGCUCCCCGAGGGGUGGACGUGCAUAGUCUACGUGCGGCGCGGUACCGUGGCGGUGGGCGGGGAGGAGGUUGGCAUGCACGAGACGUGCCAGUUGGCGCGCCGCGGCGGGGACGGCCUCUCGCUGGCGUGCGUGGGCGGGCGGGCCGCCGACGUGCUCGUGCUCGCCGGCGAGCCGCUGGGCGCUCCGGUGGUCGCCUCGGGCACGAUGGCUGAGGUGGACCGGGCGGUGAUCGACUACCGCCGCGGCGAGUUUGGGCUCCCGUGGGAGCACACGCUUAGCGACGAGGAGUGGGCGCGGCGGUGCGACGAGCGGCAGGCUGAGAGGGGGCGGGGGACCGGUGGCGGCGUGGAUGAGGAUGGCGUGCGAUCGCCGUUCCCAUGA
Molecule: messenger RNA, 432 nt
Organism: Emiliania huxleyi CCMP1516
Lineage: Eukaryota; Haptophyta; Isochrysidales; Noelaerhabdaceae
Exons: 2
Coding region: 1-432 (143 amino acids)
Source: RefSeq, a predicted model, not a curated record